Messenger RNA from Oreochromis niloticus (Nile tilapia), 3335 nucleotides. RefSeq names its product inactive histone-lysine N-methyltransferase 2E-like. The transcript has 2 exons. The record is from RefSeq and is a predicted model, not a curated record. NCBI's taxonomy places the organism in Eukaryota, Metazoa, Chordata, Actinopteri, Cichliformes, Cichlidae. The coding region runs from base 1617 to 2720 and encodes 367 amino acids.
UCCCACGCCACAACCCCACAUUCAGGGCCCCUGCUGUACGCGUGCAAGAGGGUGCCACUCCCACGCCUCCACACAAUCCGGGCCCCUCUCACACGUGCACAAGAGGCCACAGCUCCCACGCCGCUCCCACGCCACAACCCCACAUUCUGGGCCCCUACUGUACGCGUGCAAGAGGGUGCCACUCCCACGCCUCCACACAAUCCGGGCCCCUCUCACAUGCGCACAAGAGGAAACCGCUCCCACACCGCCACCAACAUACUGGACCCCAACUGCACACGUUGAAGAGGGUGCCACUCCCACGCCUCCACACAAUCCGGGCCCCUCUCACACGUGCACAAGAGGCCACAGUUCCCACGCCAAAACCCCACAUUCUGGGCCCCUGCUGCACACGUGCAAGAGGGUGCCACUCCCACGCCUCCACACAAUCCGGGCCCCUCUCACACGUGCACAAGAGGCCGCCGCUCCCACGCCACAAGUCCACAUUCUGGGCCCCUACUGUACGCAUGUAAGAGGGUGCCACUCCCACGCCUCCACACAAUCCGGGCCCCUCUCACAUGCGCACAAAAGGAAACCGCUCCCACACUGCCACCCAACAUACUGGACCCCAAGUGCACACGUGCAAGAGGGUGCCACUCCCACGCCUCCACACAAUCCGGGCCCCUCUCACAUGUGCACAAGAGGCCACAGCUCCCACACCACAACCCCACAUUCUGGGCCCCUACUGUACGCGUGCAAGAGGGUGCCACUCCCACGCCUCCACACAAUCCGGGCCCCUCUCACACGUGCACAAGAGGCCACAGCUCCCACGCCGCUCCCACGCCACAAGUCCACAUUCUGGGCCCCUACUGUACGCAUGUAAGAGGGUGCCACUCCCACGCCUCCACACAAUCCGGGCCCCUCUCACAUGCGCACAAAAGGAAACCGCUCCCACACUGUCACCCAACAUACUGGACCCCAAGUGCACACGUGCAAGAGGGUGCCACUCCCACGCCUCCACACAAUCCGGGCCCCUCUCACAUGUGCACAAGAGGCCACAGCUCCCACACCACAACCCCACAUUCUGGGCCCCUACUGUACGCGUGCAAGAGGGUGCCACUCCCACGCCUCCACACAAUCCGGGCCCCUCUCACACGCGCACAAGAGGAAACCGCUCCCACACCGCCAGCCAACAUACUGGAUCCCUACCGCACGCGCGCAAGAGGACAUGGCUACCACGCCACUGUACACUCUGGUCCCCUCCAGCAAAGUAUAAAAAUCUAAGACCUUUCAUUUGUUCUGGUUUUGCAAUCAAAUAAAAUAGUUUGAUGAUUUUUUGGUAACUGAAUUAAAUGCCUAUAUCAUAACAAUUCAAGAAUAAUUUCAUUCAUACACACACAGACACUCACACAAACAUAUAUAUUUUAAAUCUUUUGUAAAUUUGCACCAAAGCCAACUCUAUCUAUUCUCUUGCAAAUGUCUUCCAUAAAUUUUAAUCAAGAAUCCUUUGUGUUUAAUAUCUUUCAUAUCUCAGCCUCUAAUGAUGGCCUAACUUAUUAGUGAUAAAUCACCUUUGAAUAACAGCUAAUUAUUUACUUCUCCCACGCCACAAGUCCACAUUCUGGGCCCCUACUGUACGCAUGCAAGAGAGUGCCACUCCCACGCCUCCACACAAUCCGGGCCCCUCUCACAUGCGCACAAGAGGAAACCGCUCCCACACCGCCACCAACAUACUGGACCCCAACUGCACACGUGCAAGAGGGUGCCACUCCCACGCCUCCACACAAUCCGGGCCCCUCUCACACGUGCACAAGAGGCCACAGUUCCCACGCCACAACCCCACAUUCUGGGCCCCUACUGUACGCAUGCAAGAGGGUGCCACUCCCACGCCUCCACACAAUCCGGGCCCCUCUCACAUGCGCACAAGAGGAAACCGCUCCCACACCGCCACCAACAUACUGGACCCCAACUGCACACGUGCAAGAGGGUGCCACUCCCACGCCUCCACACAAUCCGGGCCCCUCUCACACGUGCACAAGAGGCCACAGUUCCCACGCCAAAACCCCACAUUCUGGGCCCCUGCUGCACACGUGCAAGAGGGUGCCACUCCCACGCCUCCACACAAUCCGGGCCCCUCUCACACGUGCACAAGAGGCCACAGCUCCCACGCCGCUCCCACGCCACAAGUCCACAUUCUGGGCCCCUACUGUACGCAUGUAAGAGGGUGCCACUCCCACGCCUCCACACAAUCCGGGCCCCUCUCACAUGCGCACAAAAGGAAACCGCUCCCACACUGCCACCCAACAUACUGGACCCCAAGUGCACACGUGCAAGAGGGUGCCACUCCCACGCCUCCACACAAUCCGGGCCCCUCUCACACGUGCACAAGAGGCCACAGCUCCCACGCCGCUCCCACGCCACAAGUCCACAUUCUGGGCCCCUACUGUACGCAUGCAAGAGGGUGCCACUCCCACGCCUCCACACAAUCCGGGCUCCUCUCACAUGCGCACAAGAGGAAACCGCUCCCACACCGCCACCAACAUACUGGACCCCAACUGCACACGUGCAAGAGGGUGCCACUCCCACGCCUCCACACAAUCCGGGCCCCUCUCACGCGCACACAAGAGGACACCAGUCCCACGCUGUCCCACACUCUGGACUAUAAGGAACAUUAUUACCGAAAUGCUCUCACACACACUACUGAAACUCUCUCACACACUCCAUUGAAAAAGAAGGUAUUUUAGCUAAACACAAAGCUGUUUCCUGACAGGGAAACUGAAUGAAAAAGUGGUACAUUUCAAACCACUACACAGAUGUCUACUCAGCAACCUGCUAGUAGCCUAAGUGAAGCAGCUGCAUUGCUUAACAAUAUAUUAUCCUCAGCAGAAACCAUCAGAACUCAAAUGCGACAGCUGUGGGGCAGCAGCCUGUUACAAGACUGUGGUCAAGUGAGCCCUCACAUGCAAAGUCACAGUCAAGCUAGCCGCACCGCAAGCCGCACCUACAUUCUUGUUGCACUUUACUUAUGCAUAUUAUGGUUUGGGUGCCGACUGGCUUAGAAACACGUGUCUUCUGCAUACUGGCAUUUAUGUAUGUACAUAUUUACAUAUAGAUAGACAGAUAGAUAGAUAGAUAGAUAGCUAUACGUACAUAUAUCUAUCUAUCUAAUAUUUAAAACUCGAAGUGGAUCGAGAAGAAAAAUCGUGAAAAAUGCCAGUAUGUAGUGGUUUGAAAUGUAGCACUUUUUCCUUCAGUUUCCUUGUCAGGAAACAACUUCCUGUUCAGCCGAAAUGCCUCGGGUUUCAGCGGUGUGUGUGAGUGCGUUUCAGCAGGGUGUGUGAGAGCAUUUCAGCAGGGUG